Neofelis nebulosa (Clouded leopard) is the source of this 2670-nucleotide messenger RNA. Its product is annotated as transmembrane protease serine 11G-like. The transcript has 10 exons. Bases 1 to 1296 code for a protein of 431 amino acids. Gene Ontology annotation, biological process: proteolysis. Gene Ontology annotation, molecular function: serine-type endopeptidase activity. The record is from RefSeq and is a predicted model, not a curated record. NCBI's taxonomy places the organism in Eukaryota, Metazoa, Chordata, Mammalia, Carnivora, Felidae. Gene Ontology annotation, cellular component: plasma membrane; extracellular region.
AUGUCUUACUCACUUUUGAAUCCCAAGCAGAAAGUGGCACACGAAGAAACUUGGCCAGCAACACUGGGUAGAAGGACAAGUUCACUGAAACCAUGGAUGACUGCCCUUAUUGUCACAGCUGUUGUGUUGGUUCUAUCAAUAAUCAUCGGUCUCCUUGUGUAUUUUUUGGCAUUUGAUCAGAAAUAUUACUAUUACCAAACCUCCUUCCAGAUCCCCAGUAUUGAAUAUAAUCCUGAAUUUUCAGUUGAACACUCAAAAAUUAGAACAGACCUGAAACAAAAAGUCAAUAAUGAGAUAGAUCAGAUAUUUCGAAGAUCCAGUUUAAAUCAUUAUUACAUCAAGUCUCAUGUUGUCACUCUCAGGUCAAGUAAUGAUGGUUUGAAAACAGAUGUAUUGCUUAAAUUUCAGUUUGUUUCUAACAAUGCAGACACAAUAAAAAGGCAAGCUGACAACAUUUUGCAUCAGAAGCUGAUAUUAAAUGACAGCUUCUUGAAGACAGAUACUUCAUUACCUCAUCUUAGAGAUAUGAAUGAAGCACAAGCAGAGCACAUUCUGAACAGCUGUUGUGGUAGAGGGAGAGAGUUUCCAUCCAUGGAACGAAUUGCUGAAGGUUAUCCUGCAAAAAGAGCUGAUUGGCCAUGGCAAGCCAGCCUGCAAAUGGACGGCAUCCAUUUCUGUGGUGCGUCUUUGAUCAGUGAGGAGUGGCUCCUGACUGCUGCUCACUGCUUUGACAUUUACAAAAACCCCAAACUCUGGAUGGCUAGUUUUGGAACAACUCUCAGCCCUCCUCUGAUGAGAAGAAAGAUACAAUCAAUUAUCAUUCACAACAACUAUGCUACCCAUAAGCAUGAUGACGACAUUGCUGUGGUGAAGCUUUCCACCCCCGUCCUCUUUUCCAAUGAUGUGGGCAGAGUCUGUCUCCCAGAUGAUACUUUUGAAGUCUUGCCUCAGAGUCCAGUGUUUGUCACUGGAUGGGGAGCAUUAAAAGCUAAUGGUCCUUUUCCCAAUACUCUGCGACAAGUUGAAGUAGAGAUCAUAAGUAAUGAUGUAUGUAAUCAAGUUCAUGUAUAUGGUGGUGCUGUAUCAUCAGGAAUGAUAUGUGCUGGAUUCUUGACAGGAAAGCGAGAUGCCUGUGAGGGUGAUUCUGGAGGACCUCUGGUUAUAGCACGUGAUAGAAACUGGUAUCUUAUUGGGAUAGUAAGCUGGGGAAUAGACUGUGGAAAAGAAAACAAGCCUGGACUUUACACCAAAGUGACUUGCUAUCGGGACUGGAUUAAAUCUAAAACCAACAUCUAAUGCAACAAUCACCUGUACAUCCAAAAUGUUAAUGUGGUCGCUAGCAAAUUGUUUUGCUAGAAUGUGUUGCUAUGUAUAUUGUCAUUGAGUUCAAGAUGCAAAUAAGCAUGAACGGACAACAUUCCCCUUAAACAUGAGGAAAGCAGACUUUCUUUUACAUCAUCUGAAAUGUUUUGCUAACCUGAACAUACAAGAUAUCAUCAACUCCACAAUGAUCUGCCAUUGCUGCUAAGUGUCUCCCAUGAUCUCCUUGCUCAUUUUUCUGUUCCUACUCAUUUAAAAUGAGAACAAUCCAGUUUAAUCAGACAAGUACCAAUUGGCUAAGCAUUCUCUAUUUUUCUUCCCCGACAGGGCACACUGCCCUUCCCUGACUCCACAGUUUUCAUGUUCCUCACCAAAUAAUCUUCAUUAAGAAUCUGUAGGUUCACUGUACUAGACAAAUCAAGGUAAUUAGUUCUGGCCAAUGUGAACACAAAUGAUGGAGGGGCACUAGGCAUAAAACUGGGACUUAAGAGAUGGCCCUCCUAUCAGCCCUUUCCCAUUUGUCCUCACAUGCACAUUCACCUCUCUCUGAGACUUGAAAAACAUUGACAUGACAGUGUAGAUUUUAAAGUGUAAACAACUACCUAAUAUUUGCUUUGGAACAAUAGAUAAAUCUGUGUACCAGACAGGAAAACUGAAAACACUGCCUAGCACAGAUUCUGUGCUACCCUACCUAAAAAUUCCUUUUUUUUUUUUUUUUUUUGUAUUUAGAAAAUAAAGAGAAAGUUUCUUGGUCUUUUUGUUAGAUGGAAAUGAGAAGAUAAAAGGACUCUGUGAGAAGGAGCUCCUUUCCAUCUCUAAAAAUGAGAGAUGUUCCAAACCUGGUAUAAAUUAACUUUUCACUUAUGUUUUAUUAUAUCUUACUGCAUUUUCUUUUCUAAAUAGCUUUAUUUUCAAUCAACUUCAGAACAAGUAAAGGACCCACAGAAUAAGAAGCCAAUAUAGAUAUUCAUAAAUCAUUUACAUGAGAAGCCAAUAUAAAAUUAGAUAUUCAUAACCAAUUUGAUAUAAGAUUUUGGAAAAGAUCUGAUUGUCUAAUAUUUAAAUUUACUGUUAAAAAUGGCUGGCAUUCUUUAUAGUAUUUUUGGAGAAUACUCAAAUAAUCCAGAAAGCAUCUUUGGAGAGAUUUAACUUAUAUGACAAAAUAGUCAUUUUCAUAUGUAUUUAAAUGUAUAUUUCCUGACACUAUAUAUGACUAUGGACUAGUAUUCAACAAAACUCAAACUUUUUCUGUGCUUCUAAACCUUUGCUCCCCCUGUUAUGAUUAAUUUGGCUAAUGAAAUAACUGCUGUGCUAAGAUUUUCUUCUGAGUUUUAUAUCAGCUGAGAGUCU